Molecule: messenger RNA, 1497 nt
Organism: Venustampulla echinocandica
Lineage: Eukaryota; Fungi; Ascomycota; Leotiomycetes; Helotiales; Pleuroascaceae
Product: Phosphoribosyl pyrophosphokinase
Exons: 3
Coding region: 1-1497 (498 amino acids)
Biological process (GO): purine nucleotide biosynthetic process; ribonucleoside monophosphate biosynthetic process; 5-phosphoribose 1-diphosphate biosynthetic process
Cellular component (GO): ribose phosphate diphosphokinase complex; cytoplasm
Molecular function (GO): magnesium ion binding; ribose phosphate diphosphokinase activity
Source: RefSeq, a predicted model, not a curated record
AUGGCUCCGGCCGCAGUUCAGCUCUCGCAGUUCGCAAAUGGCGAGACGAGCGUCACGGUCCAAACCAGCGUUCGAGAGAAGGACGUGUUCGUUGUCCAAUCCGGCAGCAGCACGAUUAAUGAUAGCAUCAUGGAGCUUCUAAUCUUGAUCAAUGCUUGCAAAGGAGGCUCUGCAAACAAAAUUACAGCUGUUUUACCAUACUUCCCAUACAGCCGCCAAUCGAAGAAGAAAGCGCACCGAGGAGCUAUCACAGCUCGUAUGCUUGCAAAUCUGCUUCAUAUAGCGGGAGUCAACCAUGUUAUCACUAUUGACCUCCAUGCCUCCCAGAUGCAGGGCUUUUUCAAGUGCCCAGUCGAUAACUUGCACGCCGAGCCUAUAAUCGCGAGAUGGAUUCGCCAUAACGUUCCUGGUUGGCAGGAAGCAGUAUGUGUAUCAAAGAAUCCUGGAGGUACCAAGCGGGUGACAUCUCUGGCGGAUGCACUCAAGCUCAAUUUCGGCAUGGUUACAACUGAUAAACGAAGGGGUGGUAAUAUGAGUUCCAGCAUGAUAAUGCGCCGAUUAGACGGGUUUGCAGAAGCAGAGCAGUAUCCCGCGGUUUCUAAACCACAAACUGGCUCUGAACACCAGCCCACCCAGCUUGACCCAAAGCCCCAAAGCAGCGAUUUGAAAACCGAAGAAAACGUUGAGCAAUAUCUUGAAGAUGAGACCGCUCCAUCUCUAGCAAACGACUCACGCCAAGAUAAUCCGACGUCGCCACGAAAACAUACAAUUCUGCACCCAUCUUUCCGAACCACAAGCGGGUCUUCUGUCCCUAACAGAUCACCCAGUACUCGGGCAGAGCAUAUGCCAGUUCGAUCGUCCCCUAUUGAAGAAGAACCAGAGUUUACAGACGAGCGAGCCCGAGAUAUUACACAUGGACGACUUGUACAAGGCCAUAUUGUGCCAGAUGACUAUCAUUCACCUCCACAGUCAGCAGUGUCCCCCUCAAUGCCGAUGGAGAAUCCCGAUGAGGAUCCAAUGGUGAUAUCCCGAACAUCUUCCUUCUUUAAUUCUGAGUCACGCCCUCACGGCCCAUCUGCAGAUGCCGCCGAAAGUUCCGAUGAAGAGGAAGAAGGUUUUAACAAUUCAUCCUUUGAGCAUAUGAUCACACUCGUAGGUGAUGUCAGGAAUAGAACCGUUUUCAUCGUUGAUGACAUGAUCGACAAAGCUGGGAGCUGGAUCGCUGCAGCUGAAUGUGUUGUUAAGCGUGGCGGAGCCAAGAAAGUCUAUUGCAUUGCUACUCAUGGUUUAUUCGGGGCCGAUUCUCUCGAGGAACUUGAAAACUGCGAGUGCAUCGAUGCGAUCGUCGUUACGAACUCAUUUCCAAUUGUCCCCGACAAGGCGCGCGCGGCAACGAAGCUUGUGGUACUACCACUGGCGAAUUUACUUGCUGAGGCGAUCCGCAGAAACCACUACGGAGAAUCAAUCUCUGCGUUGUUUACACACACGUUCGAUUAG